GACUCCCUGUACAAAAACCUGACAAGGAACUUGAAGAGCAUUUGUCAUUACCUUAAACUGUGGUUCAUGGGAGGGGCAUCUGGAGAGGUGAAUUCACCAGGAGCCUAGUGAAUAAACAGUAUUUUACACCAGAGAUACAGAGCUAUCACGUUGAGCUCCAGGGUUCCCAUGGUGUUUGAAAUGAUGUCAGUCCUCUUUCUACUUGUAGUUUGUAUGAUAGCAGGUAAGUCCACCAGAAAUUCUGUUGAGUAAAGAGUUAAUGGAACAUGUAUCUCCAUGGCAACAUGUUUACAUAUUAACCUUAUCUUUACAGAUGUUUAUAGUGUGGACCACCUCACUCCUGUCAAGCCGAAAGAGAACAGUUUAGACGGUACAAGUGUUUCUCUGUCCUACAAGCUCUCUAAAAUUGCUACCGGGAGCGAUUAUUUAUUCUGGUACCGUCAGUAUCCUGGAGAACCUCCACAGUUCCUGCUGUCCAUCUCGGGGCUUGGUUUCAACAGGACAGCUGAGUCUCUUGGUUCAGACAAAAGGUUUUCCACUGAACUGACUGAAAAGAAGACUGGAGUGGAUCUGAAGAUCUCCUCUGUUGCAGUGACAGACUCUGCUCUGUACUACUGUGCUCUGAGGCCCACAGUGACAGGAAACACUGACUCGCUGUACAAAAACCUCACAGCUAUUCAAUCACAAGAGUAUGAAGGAGAAGAAAGAGUGAUUUUGACCAGAGAAGUUGUCAUUGCUACCCAAGGACUCACAGAUAGUCUUGGAUGUACAUUUGAGACCAUUGGAAAAAGUCCCUCUAUUUUCUGGUACAAACAACAACUCAAUGACUUCCCCAGGUUCAUGCUACAAAGCUCUACGCAUGGAAGUGGAAUUAAUACUGCAGAGUUCCACAAAGACCGAUUUGAUGCCCAAAUCCAAAACACAUCAGUUCCUCUGAGGAUCCAGAACCUGCAGCUGUCUGACUCUGCUCUGUACUACUGUGCUCUGAGGCCCACAGUGACAGGAAACAGACUCCCUGUACAAACACCUGCUGAGCACAAAACACACUUCCCUCCCUCCCUGAGAACAGUACACAAACAUUAUGCAUAAAACACAUCAACUCAUCACAACAGUGAAGUCCUAAUUAAUGAUCAAUUUUCACCAUAUUCCAUAUAUGUAAACAAUUGUCUGCAGGUUUUGUCUUUACAUUAUCUUUUUUUUAAUGUGUUCAUUUUAUUUGCGUUGAAUGUAUUUCUCAUUGAAGGUGAAGGUGAGGUCACAUGUCCACCACUGUAUGUCAGUAUUAUCAAGUAGGUGUUUUACUAUUUCCUCAACAUGUUGAGUCAUUGUAUCUUUAAGAGAUGGUACCAUGAAGAGAAUAAGUCUCAUACUUGAGCUGAACAACAGAUAGUUUCUCCUGUUGCUGUAGACCUGCUUUUGAGAUGGAAAACCUGGCUGUGGAUUAUUAUGGCUGCACUUCUAUCUGGGCUGAUAGCUUGGGACUCCAUCUCUCCUGAUAAACAGGAAGUCAGUGGAAAAAUGGGAGGAACUGUAACUCUCUGAUGCUCCUAUGAUACAAGUGAUGAAUAUGUUAUUCUUUACUGGGAUUAUAGUAACUGGAAUAAUUUACUAGAGUUCAGUAUAAUCAAGUCAUGGUUUAACUAUUUCCUCAACAGGUGUGUCACAAAGUUAUUAAUCCAAAAGGGACCACGAAAUGUAAUAGCAUGUGUUCACCUAAAGAGGGAGUCACUACAAUGGAAAACAACCUACAAGUGGUGCUGGGGUUUGGUUCUCCUUUAAAUAAAUUAAAUCUCAACAAUGCACAUAGCAAGACCCCCAUCCAGUGAGCUGAUAUCCUUUGGUGGUGGCUUCAUAAACGCGAGCAAAGUAAAGGAAAAUCUAAAUGAGUUUACCUAUCUAGCGAAACUCAGCUUUUGCUGUGAUGCCCCCUAUUGGUCAUGAAUGGUAACAGGUCUGCUGGGUAUUGGAGAGCCUUGGAGCGAUGAGAUGAUGGGAGGAGCCAGCCACAAAAGGACUGUUGAGUAAAAUGUGUUUGUGUUUCUCUCUCCCGUUCUACUGAAACUCGCUCUGCUCUCCACUGC
Molecule: messenger RNA, 2081 nt
Organism: Gadus macrocephalus (Pacific cod)
Lineage: Eukaryota; Metazoa; Chordata; Actinopteri; Gadiformes; Gadidae
Exons: 3
Coding region: 277-1089 (270 amino acids)
Source: RefSeq, a predicted model, not a curated record